UUUGUCAACAAACGGAUGCAAGUGAGCAAAGUACUCCUCUGUUAAGUUAGAUAAAAAUAAAUACUUUUAUUUAUUCGGUGCUGAUUAGCGGUUGGUUCUGGAGUUAUGAACCGAACUUCUGCAGUUCAUGACACAGACGAAGCUUGUACCAGCCGUGAUCGGUUCGACCGGAGUCCUCCGCCGGUCUCCUGCUCUUCCCCGAAGCUUUUCCACAUGAUGGAGUCCGCUGCAGAGCUCAUGAUGGUCCACCGCGACUUCCAGGCGGCUUUUGACGCCUGUAACGCAGGUCUAGAGGUCCUGGAGCGCAUGGGGCCAGAAGACAGGUCCGAGGAGAUAAAAACCGGAUUCUGCAUCCUGGGGAUCCAGGCGCUGGCUGAGCUCAACCAGUGGCGCGGGGUUUCCUCCUGGGUCCUGCAGCACUACGGGGAGCAGGAAAAUGUGCCUGCGAAGAUCAUGCAGAUCUGCAUCCUCCUCUACUCCAAGGUCAAGCAGCCUGCUGUGAUGCAGCAGGCGACCCGGGAUUGGCUGCGCAACCCGCGGAACGUGCAGACCGCCGGGUUCCAGCUGGUGGCGGAGCUCUACCUGCUGCACAUCCUCCUGCCGCUCGGACAUUUCGAAGAGGCGCGGGAACUCGUCAGCGGUGACUUUGGACGCAACACGUUCACAGAGGAGCAACGGCAAACAGCUCUGGACGUGGUGGAAGAAAAAAGUCGACAGAAUCAAGAAGACCCGAUCAAUCCAGAUGAAACUCCAGAUUCUGGAGAUGGAGAAUCACAACCGGACUCAAAUCAAAGGUCUAUACUCCGUAAAGUGUUCAGGACGAUUUUCAGAAAAUGCUUGGGGACCGGAUCCGACUCAUCCCUUCUGCAGAAACUCUUCCUGGCCGCCCUUCUUCUCUACAUGCUUCUCUUCAAAUUGGACCCAGCUUUCUCGUCGUCCUACAUGUGGAUUUUCAAACUUCUUCAGCUGAUCAAGCAGACAUGGAGAGCGACGUUUUCGUCAUGUCGCCCUCUGGUGUAGAGGAGGAAACUGUACACUCAUUUAAUUUUCUGAUUAAAUUAAGAAAAUAUUGAA
Messenger RNA from Poeciliopsis prolifica (blackstripe livebearer), 1074 nucleotides. It is a transcript of the gene pex26, whose product is annotated as peroxisomal biogenesis factor 26. The record is from RefSeq and is a predicted model, not a curated record. Lineage: Eukaryota; Metazoa; Chordata; Actinopteri; Cyprinodontiformes; Poeciliidae. Gene Ontology annotation, biological process: protein import into peroxisome membrane; protein import into peroxisome matrix. Gene Ontology annotation, molecular function: protein-containing complex binding; ATPase binding. The coding region runs from base 106 to 1020 and encodes 304 amino acids. The transcript has 5 exons. Gene Ontology annotation, cellular component: peroxisome; peroxisomal membrane.